This is a messenger RNA of Drosophila persimilis, 1237 nucleotides long. Its product is annotated as EARP-interacting protein homolog. NCBI's taxonomy places the organism in Eukaryota, Metazoa, Arthropoda, Insecta, Diptera, Drosophilidae. Gene Ontology annotation, molecular function: protein binding. The coding region runs from base 30 to 1181 and encodes 383 amino acids. The transcript has 2 exons. Gene Ontology annotation, biological process: protein ubiquitination. The record is from RefSeq and is a predicted model, not a curated record.
AAUCAAAUCAGCAAAAUUAGCUGCUGGCAAUGGAUGAAAACAGCCUGAUCUACGGGCUGGAGUUGCAGGCUCGUGCCCUCACGCCCCAGUACGGCGAAAGCAAUGAGGUUUGCUUUUUUAUUGCCACAAACUCCUUGAAGCCCACCAAUCAGUUGCAUUUGAUCUCCUACGACGAGGAGCAGGGUUCCAUACAGUCCAAGGUGUUUGAGCAUGCACUCGGCGAGGUUUGGAAGCUAAACAGUUGCCCACAUAACUCCCGCCUGCUGGCAUCUGUCUAUAAUGUCCAAAAGGGAGCACAGGUGCAGGCUCAUGCAGCACUUUUAACGCUACCGGAGGAUUUGAGCCUGCCAGACGGCCAGGAACUGAAAUCGGAAUACCUUCCUUGGGGGCAAGUAGAAGUUUUAGACACCGAAGCCUUUGGCGAACGCGUCAAAACCAUCGAAUUUCAUCCCAGCCAGGAGCAGACAUUGGCCUGCGUGGUGGACAACAAAGUGGCGGUUAUGCAGCGCGCAGAAGCCUCGACCCGCGUGGUAGCCGAUGUGCCAGUGACCAGCACAGGAAGUGCCAAGCACACGGUGCCCUUUACCACCGGCAAAUGGUCGCAUCAUCACCAGGGCCACCAGUUCCUCGCCUUGCAUGACUGUAGCCUAAGUGCAUACGAUGUGCGCGACACACAGCAUUGCGCGUGGAGCAUAAGCGAUGCCCACAGUCAGAUGGUGCGCGACUUGGACUGCAAUCCGAACAAGCAGUGCCAUCUAUUGACCGGCGGGGACGAUGGCUACCUCAGGAUAUGGGACUGCCGUAUGCCCAAGGCGCCAGUUUUUGAGCGAAGCGAUCACUCCCACUGGGUGUGGUCGGUCCGCUUUAAUACAUUCCACGACCAACUGGUCCUAUCCAGCUCCAGUGAUUGCAAGGUCCUCCUGACGUGCGCGGGCUCUGUUAGCUCAGAGACACAGGCCCAGGCUGGCCUAGAUGGGGCGCACUUUGGCGGCGGGGAAACUGAGGAGCGGCACAAAGUGCUGUCGGAUGGUCUACUUCAGACCUUUGACCAACACGAGGACUCGGUGUACUGCGCCGAAUGGAGCAACGUAGACCCAUGGAUUUUUGCAUCUUUGAGCUACGAUGGUCGGGUAAUAAUCUCAAAGGUACCAAAGCAGUAUAAGUAUCAGAUUAUAUUUUAAGUUGUAUUAUUCAAAUUGUAUUAUUAAAAAUAAAGUGUUUAGCCUGUGUCCUCUGA